Molecule: messenger RNA, 3127 nt
Organism: Balaenoptera acutorostrata (minke whale)
Lineage: Eukaryota; Metazoa; Chordata; Mammalia; Artiodactyla; Balaenopteridae
Gene: C1QTNF3
Product: C1q and TNF related 3
Exons: 6
Coding region: 196-1155 (319 amino acids)
Molecular function (GO): protein binding
Source: RefSeq, a predicted model, not a curated record
GAAUGGGGGCCGUUCCGCCCGCGGAGGAGGACUGCUCUCCCUCUGGCCUGCAGCCUUAUUUAUUACAUACCGAAGUAUAAAACCGCCUGGCCGGCUGCAAGUCUCAUCUCCAACCCUGGCACUUGCCAGAAGAGACCACGGCACCCGGAGCCCUAGCCGUCUUCUCCGGGAGGCUCUGUGGCUCUGUUGAGAAUCAUGCUCGGAAGGCAGCUCGUCUGUUGGCACCUGCUGGCUUUGCUUUUCCUCCCUUUUUGCCUGUGUCAAGAUGAAUACAUGGAGGUGAGCGGAAGAGCUAAUAGAGUGGUGGCGAGAAUAGUGCAAAGCCAUCAGCAGACUGGCCGUAGCGGCUCCAAGAGGGAGAAAGUGAGAGAGCGGAGCUAUCCUAAAACUGGGACUGUGGAUAAUAACACUUCUACAGACCUAAAACCCCUGAGACCAGAUGAGCUACCGCACCCCGAGGUAGAUGACCUAGCCCAGAUCACCCCAUUCUGGGGCCAGUCUCCACAAACUGGAGGACUGCCCCCAGACUGCAGCAAAUGUUGUCAUGGAGACUACAGCUUUCGAGGCUACCAAGGCCCCCCUGGACCUCCUGGUCUCCCUGGCAUUCCAGGAAACCAUGGAAACAAUGGCAAUAACGGAGCCACUGGCCACGAAGGGGCCAAAGGAGAGAAAGGAGACAAAGGUGAUCUGGGGCCACGAGGGGAGCGCGGGCAGCAUGGCCCCAAAGGAGAGAAGGGCUACCCGGGGAUCCCACCAGAACUGCAGAUUGCAUUCAUGGCUUCUCUGGCAACUCACUUCAGCAAUCAGAACAGUGGGAUUAUCUUCAGCAGUGUCGAAACCAACAUCGGAAAUUUCUUCGAUGUCAUGACCGGUAGAUUUGGGGCCCCAGUAUCAGGCGUGUAUUUCUUCACCUUCAGCAUGAUGAAGCAUGAGGAUGUUGAGGAAGUGUAUGUGUACCUCAUGCACAAUGGCAACACGGUCUUCAGCAUGUAUAGUUAUGAAACAAAGGGGAAAUCAGAUACAUCCAGCAACCAUGCAGUGCUGAAGCUGGCCAAAGGGGAUGAGGUUUGGCUGAGAAUGGGCAAUGGCGCUCUUCACGGGGACCACCAGCGCUUCUCCACCUUUGCAGGCUUCCUGCUCUUUGAAACUAAGUAAAAGUAUGAAUAGACCAGCUCCACUUUUGGGAAGAUUAUAGCUGAGCUGGUAUUGUCAUGAUCUGAGGGACUUUAGAUUUGAUGGUUCUACAUGUUGUAUUAAAAAUUUUUUUAUUGGUUACAUUGUUAAUCAUACUACAGGUACAUCAGUAAUGCGGGAUGACUCAGGAGCUCAGAAGAAUAAACCACAAAACAGUCUUCCCAAGUGACCUUGACUAAUAUACCCAGUAACCUUUAUCACUCCUAGGCACCUAAAAGAGAGUUCCCUUCUUGAUACAGGUUGGAAAUAAUUGUUCCCAUCACAGAAGUCAUUUGCAAAGAGUUUUGGCGGCUCUAAUAGCAACAUUCAGGAACCCCUGAGGGUCUGGUUUCCUCAUUCUUUACAACUUUUCAGAGAAUAGGAUGCAGUGAUUAUGAUGGGGCCAAGGAAAGAAUAGGGGGCACUUGCCUGGAUCAAGGUACCAGAAAUAUUUGUAAAGUCUAGACUGGGAAGUAACACUUUGAUCCAGUGGGUCAAUAUUCAUGGAUAAAGUAUAGAUAUUUUUUAGUAACUCCAGAUAGCUUUAAGACAGCAGAAGUAUUCACAAUGCUCAAAAAUAAUUGACUCCUCCUUUUUUUAUAAGGAUAGUGCUAUAAUUAAAUCUUGACUUCUAAUGCCUUAUAUUUUUAGAAAUAGAAUUUUCCUGUGAUCCAGAAUUGGGCUUACCAGAUCUGGAUUAUCAGAUUGACUCUUUUCCUUUGCAUCUCUUACAUUACAGCAGAGCUUUGUUGACUUUGGCCUGCGGUGAGUGUAGGUCCAUACAGUACGGAUAUAAUCACCCACUUUUCUAUCAGCUUAGAAAUUACCCUAAUAUACUUUACACACACUGACAUGGCAUAUUUAAGGAGCUGUAAACCCAAACAUAUACAGCCAAACUAAUGUAUACAAAAUAUAAGGGUAUUUCACUUAGGAGACAUAUAAUAAAAUUGCUUAAUCUUUUUUAAAAAUAAAAAUAUAUAUGGGAAUUGCCUGGUGGUCCAGCGGUUAGGACUCGGUGCUUUCACUGCCAUGGCCUGGAUUCAAUCCCUGGUCACGGAACUAAGAUCCCGCAAGCUGCAUAGCGCAGCCAAAAAUUUAAAAAAUCUGUAUGUUUAAAAAAAAAUUAUGUGACUUCUUUGAUUAUCAUAUUUAAUCAAUAUUCACAGAGCAGCUGUGCCACUUGACUUUUGCCUAUACCUCUCCAAAAAUCAAUUCUCAAAGGAUUAAAUUUGUCACCAAAAAGACACUCAUGCGAAUGUGCCAUAAGUUCUGAUGACAGUACCCCAAAUUGGUUUACUUUAAGCAAAGAAUCAUUGGAAUAUGCGUUUACCUUGAUGUUGAAUCAUAUUUAAAAUGCACUACAGAGAUGUUCAUCUAACAAAUAUUACAUAAUGAAUUCCCUUAGAAGUAAUGAGCCCUUAAUUUAUUUUCUGUUACAAUUUGAAUUUCCACAAAGGAUUUUUAACUAUGAGUUUACUUGUAUUGAUUACCCCCUAUAGCUAGAAGCAGAGAUAAUGAAUUAGAGCUGCCCUUUUAGCUAAUAAUGUGUUCCACAUUCAUACCAGUCUCUGACCCUUUCCUUUUGAUCUACAAAUAUUUUGAAACUCUUCCUGAAUCCAUAUACAAUGCUAUUUUAAAGUGAAUGGAUGUUAGCUAUAAUGUGCUUGACUGGUAAUGUUUUUGUGGUUUUGUGUAUAUUCUCCCUCUCCCACCCCACCUCGGUAUAGGGUCAUGGGGUUGAAGUUUACUCUUACCAAAUGUCAUAACUUUCUAGAAGUGCAUUGACAAUAGACAACUGAAUAUUGCAUGUUGCCCAAAAGGACUUCAUAUCUAAAGAGCAUGCAUUACUAAUAAAGUGACUUAGAGUAAGAUAUUGACCUGGCUUUAGAUAAAACUGAAGCAAGAAAACUGUAAUAAGCAUUAUAUGGAAAUAAACCCACUUUUGUUAAAUGUA